AUGGGCCAGUUCGAAGGAGAACACAAGAAGAGUAAGCGUCUCAGAUUUGUGGCGUACAGAAGCAUCGUGAGCUGGUGCUGGGGACUGCUGGGAGCCAGAAUCAGGGUGGUCAUCCCUGCAUGUGCAGUGCUCAGGAUACGCCAGGAGUUCCCAGAUCCUGACGGCCAGUACGUUGGCUUUCUACCCUCUGGUCAGCCUCGGCUGCCCCUCGACUGA
This is a messenger RNA of Knipowitschia caucasica, 216 nucleotides long. NCBI's taxonomy places the organism in Eukaryota, Metazoa, Chordata, Actinopteri, Gobiiformes, Gobiidae. The record is from the annotation of a GenBank genome assembly.